This is a messenger RNA of Naegleria fowleri, 390 nucleotides long. RefSeq lists its product as uncharacterized. The record is from RefSeq and is a predicted model, not a curated record. Bases 1 to 390 code for a protein of 129 amino acids. Gene Ontology annotation, biological process: intracellular transport. NCBI's taxonomy places the organism in Eukaryota, Heterolobosea, Eutetramitea, Acrasida, Naegleriidae. Gene Ontology annotation, cellular component: extrinsic component of membrane; BLOC-1 complex; transport vesicle. The transcript has 3 exons.
AUGAAUGAAAAUUCCACAUCGUCAUCGUCAAUAACAACAUUUUCAUCUCCGAACACAACAUUACCUUCCGAACAAUCACAAAAUAAUGUCAAUGCAUUAAAAUCUUCCAUUUCUGAUUUGGCAUUUGGAUUUGAAUCCAUAUUUAGACCAGAAUUUGAUUCCGUUUGUUCUCAUCUACAAGAAUUAAUACGAUCACAACAAGUGAUUGGUGAUUUAUUGAAAGAAGGAAAUACUGCCAUGGCUUCUAUUCCACAAAUGAAAGAAAUUCAAGAAGUGCUUUCACAUAUGCCUUCUUAUAUUAACAAGUUGCAUUUCAUAAAACAAGAAAUGCAUCAAAUUCAAGACAAAACUCAUAAAAUGAAAAUUCGAUCGGAUAAAUUGCUGAAAUAA